Molecule: messenger RNA, 7045 nt
Organism: Phycodurus eques (leafy seadragon)
Lineage: Eukaryota; Metazoa; Chordata; Actinopteri; Syngnathiformes; Syngnathidae
Exons: 11
Coding region: 270-4475 (1401 amino acids)
Biological process (GO): negative regulation of transcription by RNA polymerase II
Cellular component (GO): nucleus
Molecular function (GO): transcription corepressor activity; protein binding
Source: RefSeq, a predicted model, not a curated record
GUGAGGCGCAAGAGCGGACCGGCGCACGCGUACACGUGCACACGCGGACAUAACAUGGCAUUCUUUUCUUCGACAGUCUCAACACGAUUUUCCAAUUCUUGAUUUAAAAAAAACAAAAAAAACUCCGUAUUUAUUUUUUCCCCCUUCAAAUUAUCAUCAUCAAGUUGGAAUAUAUGUUAUAAUACAAUACACUCGCGCAAGCCGAUGCUGUUGGACUGGACGCUUCCUUUUUGGACACACGGGAGCGUGCGUGUGCGCGUGCGACAGCGAUGACGACAUAUGUGGUUACUUGGGCACGGGGAAAGACAAAUAAAACGUUCCCCGCCGAAGACAAAAAGGUGGAUGCCAGCACAGCUUUCUGGAUGGACCCUCCAGCCUCCGUCAGUUUAGAAUCCAAGUCUCUGGUGGAAAAAAAACUCCUAAGAAACAGUGUUUUCCCUCCAGGUAUACAUGCUAUCUCAACAGAUCAGGCCGGACCUGGCACAUCUCUCCCGCCUGCUUAUGGAUUUUCCAAGAAUUCCUCACCAGAGCUGCAGAAAGCACUCGUCGUGCCUGCAGCUGGAGGCAUAGUCACAUCCAAUGACAAGGCUCUGGAUUCGGGCCUCAAUAGUAUCAAUAGCUUCCUGAAACUCCCUUGGAUCAGUCCUAACACUGAUGUAACCAUGUACCCCUUUCUCGACAUGGCGUAUAAGGCCUCAUUCCUGUCCCAGUCUUCCUCAUUCAUAUACCAGCAGUUAGCAUACCAGUCUCUGUGCUUAUCCGGUACAGAAAGCAGCUCACCUGAAGAUAGACUCUUCUACUUACCCUCAUACAUUCCUGCAUGUGUUUCUUCCCAAUUGGAACCUCAGUUCAGAAUGCAUGCGUCCACCCCAGCUGCCCUCACACAGCUGCACACAUUGCAGGGACCUCUGGUACAUCAAGAACCAUCUGCCUUCAGCACCUCUUUCCACCAGGAGCCCCUAUCAUCUGCUUUUCACUUUGAUGAGUGUCAUCUUAACAAAAGUAGUGCAAAGUCCUGGCUCUUCACUUCAACCAAGACUGGUCCUUCCAGCAGCAAUAGCUCUGCUUGUGAUCCAGUAAAUAAUUCUGUUCCAGCUUCUGUCUCAGUGUUGCUUCCAGUUCCGACAACAGCAGACUCUAAAAAGACUUCAAAGAGGAGCACCGCAUUGUCAGCUGAACUUUCUGGGAUUUCUCCCAUCAACACUGGCAGCCUUAGUUCUGAACUAGACUCCCUGAGACAAACCAGCGGUAGUCGACACAUUGACUCUAGCCCAGAACAGUGCACUCCUGAGAAGUGUCUGUCACCUGCAAGGACAUCAAUGGACAGAAAAGUAAAUCAAAUACCUUGGGAUCUUUCUGCCAAUAAAAUGAAAGGCUCAUUAAGCGGGUUCCAGUCCAAAUUAGAUAUUCGAGCCCAGUUGCAAUAUGGGAUAUUGGCUGGUGAGGAGCAAUGCCUAAAAGACGUUUUUUUUCCUCCUGCAACUAUAUCAGCAAAUAACCAGGGAACCCCCAAAAUAACUCAGUUUUCUCCCCCCAUUUUAAGUUUGGAUAAGACUGGACAUUUUUUACAGAAUCAAACCUUACCUUGCUCAAGAGCAGUUCAGCUUGGCAGCCCAUCCUCACCAAGAUCUUGUGAACCAUUCCCUUCCACAAAGUUGGGCCGGCAAACAGUACAUGUUCUAAACAGUAAAAAUACACACACAUUCUCUGGAAAACAAAUGUUUUCCAAGGCUGAAGGUCAAGACAACCAACCAAAUCUACCAAAGCAACAACAGCCACACGUGGAACUUGGAUCCACUUCCAGACGAAUCCACACUGACUCACAUGUUCCACUUGGUUUAGGCUACUUUCCAUACUCGGUUACAAACAAUGGGUCCUUGCAGCACAUAACUGUACCAGACAAAGGACCUGGCCACCGCCACCCCAUCCUCCUUGGCCGCAGCAGUGGCCGGACUCACACUUCCACAAAAGAGGGUCUUCCCCACAUAGUAGAUUCACAGGGUACUUCGUCUGCUGUCACAGCUCACAAGGACUUCAAAGAAUUCUCAAACAAGACUCUGUCUAAAACCUGGAAUGUAGACCAAUGCAAAAAUCAAGAAAGCCAAGAAAAGACGAGCCAGGCCAAGAAAUCAGAUCCCGAACAAAGUGGUAGUGGCAGCAAACACACUUUAAACCAAACCUUAACAUCUUUUUGCAAAAGGUUCAUUGAGGUUAGAGAGAGCACAUAUUGUGUCGCUGUGCCUUUUGAAGAAGUUGAAGAUGAUUUAUCGCCCAAUAAGGACAAAGGUUUCCUUGCUAGCCAGACUACAGGGCAACAAGGCAUACAAACCUCCACAUCCCAGCCACCGUCUCUUUAUCACAACUGUUCUUCACCUCCUCCUCCUCCAAGCAAGGCAAUAUCAAUGGAAGAUUCUCUUAGUCCAUCUCAAGACCUCCCAGACCAGCAGACGAUGCAUUGUGCACGAACGUCUCCUGAACAAUUUUUUAAAAAGAGGCCAAGUAAAGUCCCAUGUGCUUCUAACAGCUUGGAAAGAGGUGAAUAUGGUGCUGAUGGACUUGAUGAAAGUGAUGAAGAGGACCAGGUCAAUCAGAACCUCUCCUCAAAUAUCUGUGCAAUCAAAGAAAGUUCUUGUAUUUGCACCAGUACCACCCGAUUCCUGGAGAGUCUAGCUGUUGGAUGCAGCACUCAUUCAGAUGGUUCAGUUUGUACCAGUAAGACACCAGCAUGUGGCGAUGCCUGUCUGCAAGUCCCAGCUGGUGGAGUUAACACCAAAACUCUGUUGUGUGUCUCUAUUGACAAGAGAGAACAAAACACACCAGAUGGUGCCCAAAGCAUUGAUCCCAAGCCUCCUGCAUAUGGACACAAUGUCAGUGGUUGCUUAGCUCAGGAUCAUAUGCUGGAAAAUCAUUCCACAGUCACCAUCUUUAGCGAUGGGGAGAACACCAAGGACAUCAUGGAUCUCCAGUUAGGUGUGGGUAAAAAUACUGGCACCAGCACCCCUACUGAACAUUUUUCUAGAUCUUUGGACAAUCAACCAAAAUGUGAGACCAAGGAACCUUGUGUUUCCCAGUCCAGCUGGACGAGUCAAGAGCAGUGUAAGCUCAAGAAAAAACAGGAAGAGGAGAUGUCAGCAGCAGAAGAGGCUGAGCUGGCAGAUGGCCAGUGGGGCGACGCAGGAGGGGUUGAAGGGGGAGGGUUGGAGCGUUGCCAGCAGAGUGAGCGGAGGGUAGGAGCCCCCCCUCCUGCAGUCCACAUCGAAACACAGACAGGACUCAGAGGUUUGGAUCCCAACAUGUCGACAAACCGGGAGCAUAUGUUCAGCCUGGAGCCGUUUCACCAGAGCAGCAUCAGUGGUUGCUGGAGGAAGCGAAGAAGAACGGAAGACAAUGGGACGAAAAACGCAUUUACCAAUGAUGUGAUUCUGGAGGAUAAGCAAAAGAGUUGCAUUGAGCUGAAUGGCCCCUGCUUCAAAAAGGCCCACCUACCUGCUGAUGAUCUGACAGUCCACAUGGCCCCGUCUCUAGGGUUGCCUCCUUCCCCAAGGCAGGUGGGCAGUCUUGGCCUCUGUCAGCCCUCCCGCCUCCAGGAGAAGCAUCAGAAACUGAAGGAGAUCAACAGCGUCUCUUCACUCCUCCCGUUCUCAUCUGAUGACGACCUGGACAAACCCACAGGGAAACAUCCAUGCAAGACCAAGGACACAAUUGAGGCAGCAGAGGAGGCAGAUGAGCAAGUAGAGGAUGGGGAGGACAUGAUUUUGCAAGUUUCUCCGGAUACAUGCUCGCCACCCCUGCAGCCAAACCUUGCCAUCAGACCAACGCCCUCAGAAUUGCAUCAUCUAAUUGUGAAUAAACACGCAGGAGAGACGCUGCUGCAGCAUGCCGCUCGGCUGGGAGACAAGGACGCAGUGCUCUACUGUCUGCAGCUGAGUCUCUGCAACGUCAACCACAGAGACAACGCUGGCUAUUGCGCCCUGCAUGAGGUCUGCAGUCGCGGCUGGCUCAAGAUUGUGCGCCACCUGGUGGAGCGUGGAGCAGACGUCAACUGCAGCGCUCAGGACGGAACCAGGCCACUGCAUGACGCUGUUGAGAACAACCACGUAGAGGUGGUGCGUUUCCUGCUGGCCUGUGGCGCCGACCCCACCCUGACCUCUUACUCCGGACAAAGACCAAUAAACACGACCAACAGUGUUGCCAUGGAAACUUUCUUAGAGGAAUAUCUGGCUGAUCUCCAGGGAAGGCCGGAAGGUCAUUCUGGAAUCUGCUGGGAUUUUUACGGCAGUUCCGUGUGCGAACCAUCCAGUGAGGGCGGAGUUUACAACAUCUUGGCCGACCCCCCUGGGCCUGAAGAUGAGGAGGCGGAUGAUGAGGAGGAAGAGACAGAGCAGCGGGUCAGAAGGGAGGGGUUUGAAUUUGAGCUGUCAGACCAACCACUGCUUCCCUGUUACACCCUGCAGAUGUCACCAUCAAUGUGGUAACUGUCGCUGUCUGAUGACCUUGCGCUGUGGUCCGGAGGUUCUAUACGCGGUUCGACUGUUUGCAAAGUGGAAUAGUAAUGAAAGACAAUAGAAGGACAGUUGAACAACCGCGAUCACAAAUGAUAGCAGCUAAUUUUAAAUUAUAGUUGCACUGAUUUUACACUGUUAGUAAAAAAAAAGGGCAUUUUUCAGCCCUUUUCCUCAUGUUGCUCUUCUUUAUAAAUGGAACGGAAUGGGGGAGUGCUGACAUUUUGAGCAACCGCAAACUCAUUCGCUAGCUAUUUUGAAUCGGGACUCCCAAAUAAUGAUGAGGGAAAAUCUCCUUAUUCCCUCCAGCGCGCAGAAAUUUCUUGAUUUUAUUAUACUCAUUAUUGUCCCUUAAGGGGAAAUUCAACUCACACUGUUGCAUAUUUCUACAAAGUGGAGGUAAAAAUACACAGGUGGAUUACAUCUUGUGCAGAUGAUCUAAUCUGAAGGAGGUUACUGACUUUAAGGUAGUGGUAGGGGAGAGUGGAGCUAGACAGCAUAGCAUUUUGACCAGAUUGUUCAACAGAAUUCUAGAGGGUGAGAAGCAAGGUUAUGAUAGUAAACAAAAAAAACGAACAAAAUAGCGAAAACUAAAAUUGUAAAAACAUUUUUGUAGACAAAAUGAAAUUAAAACGAGAAUGUUUAAAAAAAAAAAAAAAAAAAACUUAAUUAACUAAAACGACAUUUUACGUUAGCAAAACUAACUAAAACUAUAUACUAUAAUUAUAGCAAAAAAUAUCCUUUGUUUUCAUCUUUAUCAGUGAAAUUGCGUAUAUGAGCUUUUGGUGUGAUUUUAAAUGUAUUUAUUUGGGAUAAAUACAACAACACUUCAGCAACAGCAGGAAAACUUGAAAAGCUUUGUCACAAUCAUCAUAUAACAAUAAUAACAAGAACAGGGAUUCUCAAAGUUUGGGUCCAGCUAGGGACACCUUACAUUGGAGACAUUUUUCCAAGGACCCACUCAUAAUUCUAACACCAAUUAAACAUCUCUUCAUGGGCGUAGAAAAAUGGCCCAACAAUAAAAUAAUAGCUGGAAAAUAUAAAUUACAAUAAAUUGCUGUUUAUACCUUUGUUUUUAUCAAUCAAUCAAUCUAGCUAUCAAUCAGUCAAUCAAGUUUUACUAAGCAGACUCAUAGUCCAUGAGAAAACACAUACGCUGUACAGUACAGUACAAAAUAAGAGAUGUAAAAGGAAAUUACAUCAGGAAAAUCUUUAUAUUUAAUGACCAUAACUAUUUUUUACCCAAUUCCCUUACAAGGAACAACAAGAAUCUAAGACAUUUCUCAUGCACUGUCCAUUAUGCAUGUAUUUAUUUCACUGUUACACUGGAGGAAUUUUUGGCUGAAAGGUUACUCAAUCAAUUUCCAGCCACUGAAUCGUUUCGGAUCAUAUCAUUCUAAACGAACCAAUAUCCUCCUUGAAUUGAAUCCGCAACCACAAAUCACGAUACGAAUCAUUGCUAAAAUGGGUCAUUACACCCCUACUUACAACAGUGCAGGAUGUAUGAGGGCAGCAGAACAGUGGUGGGGUGUGACAGAGGAGUUUAAGGUGGAAGUGGGACUGAGUCAGGGAUCAGCCCUGAGGCCCUUCCUGUUUGCAGUGGUGAUGGAUAGGCUGAUAGAUGAGGUUAGACUGGAAUCCCCAUGAACCACAACGAUCUGCAGUGGAACAUUUAGAAAGGUGGAGGCAUGCGCUGGAAAGGAGAGGAAUGAAGAUUAACUGAAGUAAAACAGAAUAUGUGUAUGAAUGAGAGGGAUGGAGGAGGAAGAAUGGGACUGUAAGGAGAAGCGAAAGCAAGUGUGGAGGACUUGAACAAUGCAAUGGUGAGCAAGGGAAGGAGGUCAAGAAAAGGGUCCAAGCAGGUUGGAAUGGGUGGAGGAAAGUGUGUCCUGUGACAGAAGAGUCCAGAAUGUUGGGUGAAUUUAUAAGACAGUGGUGAGGCCAGUAAUGAUGUAUGGCUUAGAAACAGUGGCACUAAAGAGACACCAGGAAGCAGAGCUAGAGGUGGCAGAAAUUAAGAUGUUGAGGUUCUCUCUCGGAGUGACCAAAUUGGAUGGGAUUAGAAAAUGAGCUCGUCAGAGGGACGGCCAAGGUUAAAACAAGAAGAAGAAAAAGAAGAAGACGCACAUUUUGUGGCAGGCACGCAAGGGCUGAUGUCAGAGUGAAAAGGGCACGGAAAAAGUGCUGCACCUCUUUGGGGAGGCUUGUUCAAGGUCACCUCAACAGUAGCCAGGAAGCAGAAAAGCAUCUCUGUCAAAUAAAACAUUAAAUAGAUGAUGCUUUUAUUUUGACGUGCACUUGUGUAAGCGGUAUAAGCAAGGAAGAGCAAUGACUUGAGUGUUUCUAACUAGUGACCUUGUCACUCUGUUUCGCCACUUUUCUGACUCACACACGAUGGAGGGAAAAGUGGGAUUUGCCCUGAUAAUCAUUUGGGAGUCCCGACCUGUAAUGGCUAAUAUGAGGUAGCGGUCGGUGCUCAAAAUGUCAGCACUCUUAAAAAAUGUAGAACUCAUGCACACUGUAGACAUGUUUAUGUGAAUGUU